CGCUGGAAGCAAAGGUGAAAAAUGGAAUUUUAUUAUUUACUUGUAAAAUCCGCUCUCUUUCUAUAUAGACGGUCCUGAAUUCCAAGUGUUCUUCAAAUUGAAGGGUCAAAUAGCCAUGGCUGUGGAUAUUCCAACCUUGGAGGAAAGGUAUGUUGAUUCUUGUAGGCAGCAUGGAGCACCACCUAAUACUGAAGUUUUAUCCGCUCUUCUUAAGGCCAAGGUGAAAAGAAACAAUCAUGAACCAUGUAGCAUGGUGGUUUUCUUGGACAGAGUAAAGGAUAUUGAUUUCUAUCCUCUUCUUGACUUGUUAAUGGAAAUCGAUGCUUCAGAGAUUGAUGCAGUUGACAUAUUUAAUGAAUCAUCAUGUGUGUUGAAUGGAGAAUAUGCUUUGUCAUUGAUGCGUGCAAUCAAUCAAAAGCUUCGAAUUGUUGAUCUCCAAGAUCUUUCACUUGGGAAGGACUUCUUGCGGGAUCUUUCUCAGAGAGGCUUGACUUGCCAAGCAUUAAACUUGAGGUCUUCCCAUUUCCGGAAGCUCAACUUGAUUGGGAAGUUCAUGCAGAUGCACACUCUUAACUUGGAUUUCAGUACUUCCCUCACUAGUUUCCGGGAGGAUUGUUUUACUUGCAUGCCAAACCUAAGGUGUCUCUCGAUGUGUGAAACAAGAGUGUCCAAUCUUUGGACAACUAUUGCAGCACUCUCUAAACUCCCUUCUUUGGCCGAACUUCGGUUUCAGAAUUGUUUAUGUUGCUAUGACACAGGACCUUGUCCCGUGUCAUCUGGUGGGAAGGCAAAUGACAGAACUUAUUCAGUUCAGCCACAAAGGGGUCCUCUAAUUGAAGCUCCAUCAGUUGAUGGCUGGAUACUUGGUAAUCAAAAUUCAACCGCACAAGAGGCCUUUCAGGAAUUUUUUUUGCAUAAUAAUGUCAUUAUGAAUCCUGAAUUCCAAAAUACAACCGAGGACUCAUCAGAUGAUAGUGAAGUCGACUUUUCAACUCACCAGCAAGAAUUUGGUUUGGUGGAACUUUUGUCUAAUGCAGUUGAUCUGCAGAGUGAGGUUCCUUUUUGUACAUCAUGGACUCAAAGUGAAGAAGUGUCCUUGAAAGAUGCUUUUAGUUCACAAAGCAUCCCUUUUCUUCAAGAUAUUAUGUUGAAGUAUGUUUCUCAUCAUCCAUCACCAAUAUGCUUUGAGAAACACUACAGGGAAUACAUGAUAGCUUCAUUACCACAUCUGAAUGUUUUAGAUAACUUACUCAUCAAAGAGAUUGAAAGGGAUUUUGCCAGUGCUAUUUUUGCGCAAUAUUUUGAGUAUCUACCUUACAGAAGGAAUCGAAAAGAGAAUGUUGUUGAUAUCUUGCAGAUGCGUGAAAUAAAAGCAAUCCAUAAUCGUAUACAAACUCCUAAGAAAAAGCCAUCAUGUCCUCCUGGAAGGUCUCAAUAUUUUUAUUCCAGGUCACUAGGGGCUGCCAAAGUAGGGUCUUCACCAUGGCCAUUGUUGCAUCCGCUUUCCAUUUUAGGCAAUGAUUCAGGAGGUGAAAGAAGUUUUCGUCCAAGGCAGUUUGAGUACCAUCCUUCUAACUCUAGCCUAAUGGUCUUUGGAACCCUAGAUGGUGAUGUUGUUGUUGUCAACCAUGAGAGUGAAAAGAUUGUUAGUUAUAUUCCAUCACUAGGAGCAAUGAAUAGUGUACUGGGACUUUGUUGGCUCAAGAAGCAUCCAUCGAAGCUCAUUGCUGGUUCUGAUAACGGUUCACUGAAAUUGUAUGAUAUCCAGCAUAUGUCGUCAACAGUUGCAGACAUUUACUGCAGUGCUGGUUCUGCCACCUUUGAUGAAUUUGAUCAAUUGACAUCUGUUCAUGUCAACUCAACAGAUGAACUCUUUCUUGCAAGUGGGUACUCCAAAAAUGUUGCUUUGUAUGACAUCAAUAGUGGAAGACGGUUGCAGAUGUUCACUGAUAUGCAUCAAGAGCAUAUUAAUGUUGUUAAGUUUGCAAAUCAUUCCCCAUUCCUUUUUGUUACUUCAUCAUUUGAUCAAGAUGUCAAAAUGUGGGAUUUGAGACAGAAACCAAUGCAGCCUUGCUAUACUGCUUCAAGUUCAAGAGGAAAUGUAAUGGCUUGCUUUUCUCCAGAUGACCACUAUCUUCUUGUGUCAGCUGUUGACAAUGAGGUUAAACAACUUUUGUCUGUUGAUGGAAGACUCCAUUUGAAUUUUGAGAUAGCUUCAACAGGUAGCUCUCAAAAUUACACCCGUUCUUAUUACAUGAAUGGAAGGGACUAUAUCAUCAGUGGCAGUUGUGAUGAACAAGUGGUCCGAAUUUGCUGUACUCAAACUGGAAGGCGUCUCAGGGAUGUUUCUUUGGAGGGUAAAGGUUCAGGGACUUCAAUGUUUGUGCAAUCUUUGAGGGGGGAUCCAUUUCGAGACUUCAACAUGAGUAUCUUAGCAGCAUACAUGCGUCCAAGCUCAAAAUCUGAAAUUGUCAAGGUGAAUUUGCUAGCAUCCAGUGACUAUGCCAAGGAGUACUCAUGUAACCUGCAAUCUCACCCAUCCAAUAGCAUGGGUGGUUGAUGUAUGUGCCUCCACUUCAUGUAAUAUCUUGUUUAUUCUCUUCUUUUCUCUUUCAUGGUAUCAAACAUGGUGAAAAACGAAACCUUUGUUUGGUGAAUUUUAGUAUAAAAAUACAUAGCAUAACCAUGCACUACGUAGAAAUAAUCUUUAAGAGUUCAUUUGGCAAUGCUUUUAAAAAUCACUUCUAGCAUAAAAAAUGUUUUUAAAGAAAACUCAAGUGCUUAAUAAAAUUUAGUAAGUGCUUUUAGGAAGUUGAAAAAUAACUUGUAGUGGUUCCUGGAGAAGCACUUGAUUGAUAAUUCUCCAAAUCACCUCCACUAAAAGUAUUUAGAAUAGAAACACUAUCAAAUGCAUUUUUAGCAUAAAUAAUUAUGUUGUUGCAAUUUGUAUUAUAGAGGAAAUACACAUCAUUGUUGGUUGUAUGCUCUAUUUUGUAGUACUCUGAACAUGAGUGGACCUAUUUAUUGAAAGCGGCCUGGAAAGCUUCUGUACUCGGGGAAAAAUGGU
Vitis vinifera (wine grape) is the source of this 3067-nucleotide messenger RNA. RefSeq names its product protein DWD HYPERSENSITIVE TO UV-B 1. Gene Ontology annotation, molecular function: protein binding. The transcript is spliced from 10 exons. Gene Ontology annotation, cellular component: Cul4-RING E3 ubiquitin ligase complex. The record is from RefSeq and is a predicted model, not a curated record. Gene Ontology annotation, biological process: cellular response to UV-B. Lineage: Eukaryota; Viridiplantae; Streptophyta; Magnoliopsida; Vitales; Vitaceae. The coding region runs from base 116 to 2560 and encodes 814 amino acids.